Sclerotinia borealis F-4128 is the source of this 339-nucleotide messenger RNA. NCBI's taxonomy places the organism in Eukaryota, Fungi, Ascomycota, Leotiomycetes, Helotiales, Sclerotiniaceae. The record is from the annotation of a GenBank genome assembly.
AUGACAUCCCGACUUCCCGGUGGCGGCGCGCCUCGUCUCUCCACUGCACCCAGUAGUAGUACCAAGCCUCGACAACUGUCCCAUCUACACGCACAACUCGCCCAACUCUCCGCCAACCUUGGAGAUCUUGAGAAUCUUCUACGAAAUACUAGCAUACAAGCUGAAUCUAUUCGAGGUCUGGGUGCUUUUCAUGGAGGACUAUUCAUGGCAGCAAGCAAAGUUUUAGGGGAAGAGACGAUCGCGGGAAGUGCGCAACAACAUGGGCAGGGACAGGCACAAGGACAAGGACAUGGAAACCGGACUGUAGAGCGCAAAGAGGAAUCUGAUUCCGAUUCUUGA